Molecule: messenger RNA, 13608 nt
Organism: Oikopleura dioica
Lineage: Eukaryota; Metazoa; Chordata; Appendicularia; Copelata; Oikopleuridae
Source: the annotation of a GenBank genome assembly
AUGAAGAGCCUUGGUCUCUAUACACUUCUACUCGGGCUCGCGAAAGCGGAGCUCAGGCUCGAUGGCCUCAGUGCCGCCCCGAAUCUCGACAGCAUCGAAGUAGAGGACCUCAGUUCGGAUCGCCUCUCCCUUCGUGGUGGCACCCGGAUCACUCUCAGCGGUUCCGGUUUUCUCCCAGCCAACUACGAUAAAGACAACUCCGACUCUGAGACCAAGGCUUACAUCACAUAUACCGGCGAUAAAUCCGGCUGUCCAGAUGUUCCCUGCCGCGUGAUCAUGCACUACACAAGUGAUACCAGCGCUGUUUGCGUCCUGGAUGAAGUCAACCUUCCCGGCUACUGCGCUGAUGGCGAUCUUUACAGGAUGCGAGUGUCUGUCGAGGGCGAGAUCUCCAACAAGCGAGCGGUCGCUCUUCGCCACACCCCAACUAUCAGGAAUCUCUACUCGAAUGGUCUCAUUCUUCCUGGGGCUCCAACGACGUUCUGGAGUACCUGGAUUGAUGGCGAGACUGUGAACAAUCCUCGAGGAAAUGAAGACAUGCGAGUUAACAAAAUCCGUGAUGAUUUAACCUCUCAAAACUGUGUUCCUUUGACGGUUCAAGUCCGAAAUACUGUAACUGGUCAAGUUUGGGAUCAAGAUGAUCUUAUCAACGGCUUCGUCACUGGUCCAAAGGAUUGUGUCUGCAAGGGUAACGCUAUUUACGGUGUUCUCUGUCAAUCUGCAGGGGAUAAUGCUGAAGGAUGCGUGGAUAAUAACGAAGUUCGAUUCCUCUGCGGAUCGAAUGUUCUUCAAUUCAGAAUCGACGAUUAUGACUUUGCAUUCUCUCGCUAUCCCAACUCAAUUUCUGAAAGAGAUGUCGAUCCAAACGAAGAAUUCGUCCUUCAACCAGGUCUUUACGAUCAGUACGGCUUCAGAAUGGCCGAAUGCAAGACAUACUGGGACGACGGCGGAUCAAAUCGAGCUAUUGUCGGGCAUCAAGUCUGGAGCAAUACUUAUGUGCGCUGCCAAUUAGAGUGGUCGGGUGCACCGCGAAUCGGAAACUACAACUUGCGAUACACCAGCAAGCGUGGUUUCUCGUACACACGAGAUUACUUCAUGUGCGAAAACGGCAAUGCCUUCAAUUUGCAAGUUCGACCUGUCAUCUCAUCCGUAUCUCCUUCCGUCGGAGGAAGUCUUGGAGGAACCAAAAUCACCGUCACUGGUCAGAAUCUCGAAGGAGACGUUGAGAUUCGAGUUGGUGGUGUUGUUUGCAACAAUGUCCAGGUCAAUGCUGAUGGAACCGAGGCCACUUGCGAAACUGCUCCGUCUCUUGGCCAAUGCGCUGCUGGUGCUCCAGUAGAUACUGUCAACUGUGUAACUCUCGUUAAUGCCGCGAAGCCUUGGGAGAUUUUGAAUAAUUUCGUUGGAGACGGAACCCCUCGAUUCACAGGAAGUGGUCGAGAAUGUCAAAGCGAUUGCGUGUCUCCAUGGAAUGGACGAAAUGCCAUGUGCGACGGACCAACUGGCGUGACUGAGGAAUGCUUUGUUCCUUCAUGUGAAGACAUGGCUCAAAAGUACCCUGGUUCAACUGGAUUCGAAGUCAACUACUAUCAAGAAGCCGGGAAUCAAGGAUCCAAUUGGAUUUCCUUUUUGACUUCUCCUGUUCAAGGAGACAGUUCUCAUCUUACUCUGCGAAGAAGUGAAGAGUCUGAAACAUCGAACUUCCACAUGUCAGCUUAUACCGCGGUUCAUAACAAUGGAGAAGACAAUUACGUCGGCGUCUCCGAAGGUUUCUUCCGACCAUAUCAGACUGGCUACUACUCAUUCAUCUCAACGGAAGCUGAUGAUACUUUGACUGCUAAGGUUUCUCUUAUUGAACAAAACAUCGGAUGCGCAAGUGAUCUACGAACAGUCGUCACCCGAAAAUGGCACGAUAAUGAUGAAUGGAAGCGAUGGGGUACCCCUGGGCAGAAAUUCCUUCUCGAUGCUGAUACACAGUAUUUUGUCAAAAUUUCCUUCAAUGACUGGGGAGGAGGAGACAAUUUCAAGUUCGGAUAUGUUUUCCACGGACCGGACGCUGACAAAAACCUUGUUCACGGAAACACCGGUCGAAAUGCGGACACCGAAAAGCAUCUUGGCGAUUAUUAUGCCAAAGAAGUUCAGAGCGUUUUCGUAAAAUUUACUGAAGCUCAGCGAGAAGUACAAGAGUACGAUUUCCUUGAUGCUAACAGCACUGUCGAUACAAACGCUCCCAUCUUUGUCUACUCCUGUAAUAACCAAGGCUGUACCGCUUCUGAUGAACUCGUCUAUGGCGACAAUGAUGCAUCUGCUGCUGCAGUCGAGGCGAUCCGCGAGGCUAUUUGCUCUGUUGACGGGUUCGCUGAUAUCGAGGACGGAUCAUACAGCUCUGGAGAUGAGGCUCUUGAUGGAUUUACUCUUGUUGAGGACGUCGAGCCCUACUGUGGUGUCAAGACAAACAAACUCUCGUCUGGAAAGGGAACUCUCUUUGAAGGCUCUGUCAAAUCAAAGAAAAAUCCUGAAGUUUGCUUCGCCUCCAAGGGUUACGCGGAUACCAUCACUGUCAAGUUCGAUAUCAAUGGCAAAACUGGAUCAGAAUCGAUCUCAUGGCUCGAGACCUCUCCAAACGCAUGGUCUUUUGCGUGCGUGAAGACAGAUUCUUUGGCUGAUGAUUUCCUUGCCAACAAUGCCAAUGCUCAAGCUGAGUUUGACGCUGGAGAGAAAGUGUUCAUCACAAAGAUCAUCAUCGAAGACACACAGUCACGAGGAGAUCUUUUCAUCGAUGAAGUCUACGUCGCUGACGCUACUGCUGGAUUUGCAGUCGUUCAAUCUCAACGAGCUGCUAUUCCGGGAACGAUUCUUGUUUCCGUCGGCGCCAACUGGAACAACGACGUCCUUCAGCUGACUCUCAGUGGCGCUGCUGAUGCUUGUGGCGAAUCCUUCAACACUUUGAAGAUUGGUAACUCUGCUGAAACUGCGGUUGACUUAACAAUUGUUUCAAAAAUGGGAAGCGGCCUUGGAGGCGAUUUUGAUCUCUCCUACGAAGGAAUGACUGCUAACAUCCAAGCUUCCUGGCUCGUAGAAGGCAACACAGCAAACAUCGAAAAUCAAAUUCAGCAACAAUUCGGCUCAGACUUCGUUGGAUCCACCGUCAGUCUUGAGGGUGAAUGCCUUGAGGGAUACGAAAUGACAAUCAGUUUUGCAAAUUCUGGUGACUAUUCAGACAUCUCCAUCAACGGCGCUAAUGUCAAUUCCGACAUUGCCUUUGCUGAAACUUCCCAGCAUGGUGGUCCAGUUUACACUAUCAUCAACGCUGCGAACUGGGCUCGAGCUUCUUCUACCCCACAGGUUCAGCUUUGGGCCUCAAAGAUCCAAGCUGCUUGCACUGGAGACUGCCAGUUCACCUUUGACGACUCUUCCCUUCCAGUUGUUACGGCUCCAGCAUCAUCCGUCAUUGUUGGCUCCUCAGUCGCUCUUGCUGGUUCUAACUUUGUCAGUGCUGAUGUUGUUACAGUAGAUGGAGUUUCUGUCGCGACAACUUUCGAUAGUGCUUUUCAAGUUACUUUCACUGCUCCUGCUGCCGCUGGUACCUACAGUAUCGCUGUUCUUGGAGCUUCUGGCUCUUCUAACACAGUCACUCUUACUGUUACCGGACAGAUUACAUCUGUUUCGCCCUCUUUAGCCUCAUCCGGCGCUCAAGUCGUCAUCAACGGUGUUGGUCUCGCUGAACCCGUCGUUAUCGGCGGUGUCGAUGCUUCAUGUUCCUCAGUAACUGAUACUCAGGCUACUUGUACUGUUACCAGCGUUGCUGUUGGAUCUACCACUGUCGAUGUUUCUGGAGCUUCUGCCGCAUUCGAGAUCGCUGCUCGACCAGCUGCUUCUUGCUCUUUCUCAAGCUCUGCUUCACCCGCUGGAACUGAAUCUGUUGACUUGACCUGCGACGGUGACAUUUUUGUGCUCGUUGUUGAUGGAGUCAACAUUGCCAUUACCCCAGCGUCUACAGUUACUUUCACACCAGCUGCCAAUUAUAUCGGUAGCGUUUCUGCUUCAGCUAUCUGUACAACCGGAAACUGGGAAGGAAGUCUUGUCUACGACGCUUCUGUUUCUCAAGUAGUCAAUCCUGCUGGCUCGCCAUUUGGUGGAAACACUGUUGUCUUCCAGGGAUCCGGUUUUGGUUCCGAUGCCUCCGCUGUUUCAGUCAGUCUUGGACCAAAUGCCUGUGAUGUUACUUCGAUUUCAAACACGGAAAUCACCUGUCGAGCCGCUGCAUCUGCUGCCGUUUCUUUCCACGCUUCGGGUUCAAGCACUCGAACUGGUGGAUUCGAGCCAGCGUCAGCUUCUGUUUCUGCCGGCACAAAGGUCGUCAUCAGCUGGAAUAUCAUUCUUCCCGCCGAAAAUGGCGCCGCUAUCAUUCCAACAAUGCAGUUUUCUGCCGUCAGUGAUUCUGUCAGUCUUUCUCUCAAUGCCAUUGAAGCUAACCAAGGCGAAGUUUUCUUUGUUCUCACAGAACCUGGUACAUACACAAUUUCAAGCGGUCCUUACGAUGGUUUGAACACAAUUGUCGGAACAGUUGUUGUCACCGACGACUCUGGCGAAGUUGACAUUGCUGUUACAGUUGGUGAUGCAUCUCUUGAUCUUACAGCUGCUGUUGCUUCUUUCGAUUGCGGAAGCGAAACUGUUAAUAAUGGAAAAUAUCUUCUCAGCUCUCCUCUUGGAAGCUUCUUUACGGACGUUUCCGUUUUCGGUAAUGUUGUUACUGUUUCACCAGCUCCAACAUGCGGAGAUAUCGUCGUUGAUGGCGCUUCUUGCAAUCCUACUGCCGGAAGCUGCCCAGUCAACGUCAAGGCCGGUGAAUACGUCAUUACCGCUUCGAAUCUUGCUGCUCAGACAAGUGAUGAUGUCGUUACAUCUUCAUUUGCCGCUACUGUCACUGGUGUUACUCCUGCUUCUGGUUCAAAGUUCGGUGGCACUCGAGUAACCAUCGUUGGUUUCAACUUGCUCUCUGACGUCACUACUCUUGGAUUACCAACUGUCAGCCUUCGAGAAGCAUCUAGCUGCGUUGACAAUAUCGAAAGCAAUACUGGAACUGAGCUCAUCUUUACAACAUGUGAAACCAAAGCUGACACUACUGAUAUCACAUUCUCUCUUGAUGGAUCUGACAUUGCCACGACUUUCGAUACGACAACUGCUGAUGCACCAACUUUUACUGUCCUCUCUGCUUCUGCUGACGGAACUGUAACUGGUACACUUUCUGGUCUUUCACUCGCUCCUGGUACUUAUUCUGGCAUUGGUUCGAUCGGAGGAGAAGAAGGAGUUUGUGCCGAUGUCACAGUUGUCUCAGGUUCUGGUUCCGUUUCAUGCACCUUUGGCGCUCUCAGCGGUGAUGUCGACGGUUCAUUUGGUGUUUCCGACACUGGUUUCUCCGAUUCCAUUACAUUUGGCGUUUCUCCAAUUCUUUCAAGUGUCACCCCUAAUCAGGGUGGUCUUUACGGAGGUGUUGCAGUGACGAUUUCUGGUGAUGGCUUCGAUGCAGGAUCCGUCGUCAGCUUUGUCAGUGGCGGUGUCGAUCUUUGCGCUGGUGGAUGCGCUGUUUCUUUCGAUGACAACGGAGAUAUCAUCUUUACUUCUCCUGACUCUGGUGAAGACGUCGGUCCUAUCACUGCUGAUAUCACUGUUGCCAACUCUGGUGCCGCUAGCAGCGGAAUGACAUUCAGCUAUCUCGGUGCCCUUACACCUAAGCUGGCUGCUUCUCCUUUUGAACCAGCUGCAACUACUUUGACUAUUGAUAUGGAGAAGGGAGUCAACGCUGUUUGUGACCGAAACUACGUCACAAUCGGCGGCGUUGAGCUUCCUGUCAUCGGUUGCUCUAGUACAAAAGCAACUGGUCAAUUUGUCACCGUCGACAUGCCUGAUCUUGUUGCUGGUGAUUACAACGUUGUUGUGACUAACAUGGACGGAGGAAACUCUGAUGGAACUCAUACCUACAGCCACGCUCUGACCGUCGCUGGCUUCUCUCCAUCCUCGUCCGGAACUGCUGGUGGUGCUCCACUGACAAUCACUGGAACUGGUUUCGAUCACCAAAACGCUGUUGUCACUAUUUGCGGUAACAGCUGUGCAAUUGGAGAGUCAACAUCAAAUAUGAUCAAGUGCACUAUCCCUGCCUCUUCUGCUGGCUCAUGCACUGUCAUUCUCACUGAUGGUGCAAACACCCAUACUUUCGCCUCCCAAUUCACCUAUGAUGCCACCCUUGUUGCCGCUGUGACAGGAAUCACUGCUUCCAACCCCGAUGGAUCUCCAAAGACCAAGCUCAGAGGUGGUACUGCUGGUGGAACUCCACUUACCAUUGCUGGAUCUGGUUUCAAUGCCGAUAUUGCCACAAACAUCGUAACGAUUAAUGGCGCUGAAUGUGUUGUCACUUCCGCGACUAACUCAGAAAUCAUUUGUGAAACUGGUGCUAGUUCUGGUACCGGCUCAUUCGACGUUUUGGUUGAUGUCCUCGGCGUCGGACAAUACACAAACAGCGAUUUCCAGUUCUACUAUGUCAACGCUUGGUCAAGCCCAGCUACCUGGGGAUGCUCCACUGGUACAUUCGAGGACUGCGAAGGCGCCCCAAAGAAUACUCGUGACCUCGUCGAAAUUCCUUCUGGAGUCGAAAUUCUUCUUGAUACUUCUACCGCCUAUCUCUCAGUUCUCCUCAUUCGAGGGAGCCUAAUUUGGGACACUGAAGUCGACGGAAUUGAACUAAACGCCGAGUACAUCAUUAUCAUUGAUGGUGCCUUCCAGCUCGGAACUGAAGACGAACCUAUGCUCAAAAACGCUAAAAUCACCAUGUACGGUCAUCAGCGAUCAAUCAGACUUCCAAUUUAUGGUGCCAAGUGUUUCGCUGCUCGAUCCGGUACUGUUGACAUUCACGGUGCUCCAGUCAGCCCAACCUGGACUAUGCUCGAUACUUCCGCCAAUGCUGGUGAUACCUCUAUCACAAUUCAGACUCCAUCCGGCCUUGUCGGCUGGAAUGUUGGAAAUCGAAUCGCCAUCGCCCCAACUGGUGACAAAAACAGUAUCAUUGAAUCCGAAGACCAUAUAAUCACCUCUAUCACUGACAAUGGCGACGGAACCACCACUUUGGGUCUUCAAGAUCCACUUGCCUACCUUCACUUGGGUGUCGAGUUCACUACUACUCGACCAGAUGGAACACCUGUUACCCUUCACCAAAGAGCUGAAGUCGGUCUUCUUUCUAGAAAUGUCAAAUUUGAAGGAUCUAAAAACCCAUCUCCAUGGUACGAUGAAAUUCCACAAUGUGAGAACUUUGAUCAGCUCAAUCUUGGUCUCCACGCCGAGCAGAAUUGCUUCGUCGAUCGGUUCGGUGACGAAGAAGGCUCUGAUAAAUUCGGUGCUCAUAUGCUUCUUCACUCUGUUACUCAUGGAAAGAUUGAAUACAUGGAAGUCCAUCACGCCGGACAAGCAUUUGACCUUGGCCGAUACCCAGUUCACUUCCACAAUUCUUACUCUCAGCCAAACUCUUAUUUCCGAGGUCUCGGUAUUUGGCAGACAUUCAAUCGUGCCAUGACCAUGCACGCCGUCAAUGAUGCUACCUUCGAGUACAACGUCGCCUACAAUAACAUGGGCCAUGCUUUCUUCACUGAAGAUGCUGUUGAAACCGGAAACUACAUUCAAUACAAUCUUGCUAUCAAGACCAAACCUUCUUCCUCCCUUCUCUCUGUCGAUCAGACUCCAACCAGUUUCUGGAUCGUCAAUACCAACAACGUCGUUCGAGGAAACCACGCUGCCGGCUCAUCCGCAUUCGGUUUCUGGGUCAAUCCUCCAAAGAGAUCAACCGGUUCCAACGUCAACAACGACUACUGUCCAAGAGAAGUUCCAGUCCUCGAGUUCAAAGAUAACGUCGCUCAUUCUUGCGGUGUUUAUGGAAUGUGGAUCUUUGAAGACUACACUCCACGAAAGAACAAUUGGGCUGCUGAGUGCAAGUCUUCAAAUGGCCCGGCUGGUGCUGAUCACCCAAUGGUUAACUUCCACGCCUGGAAUAACCAUCGAGGAUGCGAAAUGUCCAUGGGAGAUGGUGUGCAUAUGAACGACUUCGUUUCAGCUAACAACUUCAAGGCUGAACUUUCUCUCAAAGAAAACCAUGCAAAUGAUAACUUUGAGACCGAUUCAACUGGUUAUUACAACUCUGUUGUCAUCGGAACCACUAAUGCUCAUCCUUCACUUCCUGGAUGCACUUCUUUCGGUAUGGAAACACCAUGGAAAUUUGGAAGCUUCCAGGUCCACGACAUCAAAUUCGUCAAUUUCAAUGAAGCUUCAAAGGCCAGUGAAAAUUGCUACGGUAUUGACUUCUGCUACAGUUCGUAUCCAUUCGAUUGCGGACGAAUCUCCCUCUGGUCCGGUGUUGAUUGGGAUAAUUCCGACAGAAAGGGUAAAUUUGAGUGGGAAUUCGAAACGGUUCUCUGGGAUUUGGAUGGAACUCUUUCCGGCACAGGAAUUCCCAACUCUAAGGUCACUCCGACAAGUGCCCUUUACGACAACUGUUCUCCAAUUAACGAAGCUGGCUGGAAUCUCGGAUUUGAUGCUUCUGUUUGUACUCCUGAUCAGGACUUCCUCCGAGUAUCUAUCGAAGAUAUUCUUCCUGAAUCUCUGAACUCAAUCACCCUCAAUGUUAACAACAAGAACGAGAACUCGCCUGACGACAUCACUGCUCAGGUUCCAUGGAGAGAAAAGCGAGGACAGAAGGGCCGAGCAUGGAUGUUCCUUGCUCCAUCCGAAGUUGUCAACGAAAUCUGGUGGGAAGGCCAAUACCAAAUGCCGAAUGUAUCCUUCAAUCUCCGAACUCACUACGAUAAGUACGAUGUGAACACCAUUUUGAAGAUGGAUCUCCGAAACCAGCCCGACUACGCUGAUUUCGCGGAUGGUGCUGGAAUCGCUCUUCAGACUGUCCCUGUUCCAGGUGUUGCAAAUCAGACCCAAAACUAUGGCUGGUUUAUUGAUGAUCAGAGUGAUCUCUAUAUCAACUUGGUCCAGCAUGCUGGCGCUGACUAUUCUACAUUCGGCUGGCAUGAAAACCAGCGAUUCGAGAUGUACAAAUGCUACUGGCCAAACUGCGAAGUUCCUAAUUUCGACAACCCAACUCCACCAGCCGAAGUUAAGACUUGUCUCUGGUCGAGCCCAGAUUGUUGGCCUAAGGGGUACGUUCCCGGCCUCGACGCUUCAAAUAAAGAAAACGUCACGAUUGUUCACGAUCGUCAUGUCAUCCUUGAUGUUGCAAAUAUCUACGUCGACGAGCUUUACAUUGAAGGUACUCUCGAAGUCGAUCCAGCUUCUGCCACUGACUUUAACAUUGAAUUCCACAACAUGCUGAUCAACUCCGCUCACGGUGGAAUCAACCCCUUCAGCGUCGAGCAAGAAAUUGCCGUUAUCGAAGGCCAGGCAAGAACUGUCAAUUGGGAUAUGAAACCAGAAUGGCAAUUCGGUCGACUUAUUGUUGGAACUGAAGAUUCUCCUUUCCCAUGCGACAAAUCCUUUACCUUCACAUUUGCUGGUGCCGUUGGAUCUGAAGAUCGACAUGGCUACGGCGCAGCUCCUGACUCUGUUCCUCUCGGAAACAAGACUAUUGCCUCUCUCGGUCGAUUGUCUCUCGUCGGAUGCGAAGUUCCAAAGAACUACUACCGACUUCAGGCUACUUCUCAAAUCGGCGGAAACACCAUCACUAUCGGCACUGAGCCAACUGGAUGGAAGGUUGGUGAUUCAAUCUUCGUCACUGGAACAUCCUGGUCUGAUGUCGAAGCUGAGUAUCUAACAAUCACUGACAUUACUGGCACUGUCAUCACUGUCGCCGAGACAUUUGCCUUCCAACAUCUUGGUACUGCUGAUACCGAUGAAGGUUUUGGAUUCAAACAAGCUGCCGAAGUCGGUCUUUUGACUAAAAACAUCAAGAUCGACGGAACCAACGGUUCAGAAGGCGAGAAAUACGGUGGCCGAGUUCUUGUAACUGGCGCUCCAUUCGGUGAAAUUUAUCGACAGGGACACGCGACUAUUGCAAACGUCGAAUUUGUCGGCAUGGGACAGUAUGCAAUGCCUUCCAUGUGGGAUCCUCGACACGGUUUGGCACUUUACGGAGUCAAUGGCCAGGGACAAGCGCGUGACGAAUCCGUUCACGCUGAAACUGGCAACGAGUAUCAGCCAGCUGGUUACGAAAUCGGCGCAACCUACGUUCGAGGCUGCUCUUUCCACCACAACUAUGGUGUGGCUCUCUCUGCCAAUUACGCUCCAAAUGUCGAGCUCAGCGCCAACAACGUCUUUAUGGCCGUCGACAACGGUAUUGCUGUUGCCAACUCACUCGACGUCACAAUCAAUAAUAACCUCGUUUCAUCUGUUGUUGAGAACUGGUUCUACAAAGAUCAGUAUUUGAACAUGCACAAUUUCGACAUUGACGGAAAAUACAUGCCAGCUGGUAUCGACGCCUGGGAAGCAGUGACAUUCACCAGCUUCAAGAAAAACGCUGUUUAUGGUGUUCAAGGUCCCGCCUACGCAUAUGCUGGUGAGCCUUGCACUGCUGCUGAAACUGGCGCUACUGCAUCAGCUGCUUCAAUUGCUGAAAAUAACUAUGCUCACGGUUCUAUUUAUGGUAUCCGAAAUCUCUUUGCCCCAGUUGAUCUCGUCUGCACCAAGUUUGCUGGCUUCCGAAUGUCUCGAAUCAUGUCUCAUGGUAUUUCUGCCAUCAUGGAAGCUGAGCACAUCGUCGUCGACAAUGUUGACAUUCAAGACGCUGUCGUUGGUGUCCACAUUUUCUCCUACUUGCCCAUGGCCAUCAGCCACGUCGCCUCUGACGACACUGUGACAUUCAAGAACUCGAUCGUCAACGCUGUCACUGCUGGUUUCUCUGACGCUGACAAGGGCAACUGCAAAGAUUGGUCAAGCACUGAUGGUAUUCUGCAGUGGGUGCGAACAGGUGAUAACCACAUGAGCAACAUGGUAUACACUCGUGAAACUUUCGGCGAAAGCUCGGGCAUCAAGGGUAACAAGGGAUUCGUUUUCUCCGUCUUCCAGGGACAGAAACACAAGUUCCCACACAAGGGUCUUAAUAUUCAAACUGAUAAUCUUGCGAUUUAUGGAACCAACUACGUCCACAAUGUCCGAUUCGUCAAUUUCCAGAAAAAUGACGUCUGCGGAAAGAGCCACGUUGCCAUCACCAACUUGUUGCAAGCCCACGAUCAUCAGCAUCAAAUCAUGGCUUCUGACAUCAAAUGGUCUGGAACCACAGCCGAAAGCAAACUCUUCCUUCACUUGCCAAGACUAAAAUGGAUCACACCUAGCGGAUGUGUUGACAUGGACUGUGAUGGACCAAAGAAGGCGAUGAUCACCGAUCUUGACGGUUCUUUCACAGGAACUGGCGAGCGAUCUACAUUGAUGGGUGUUGCCGAGCUUGGCUUUGGCGACAAUGGUCCUCGAGGUCUCGGUUAUUUCCGAAUGCCCGCUCCAAUGUUGACAAAUCUCGAUGGUUCAAAUAUUGCGCCAGAGACUUACGCUCCAAAUCAUGGUGUCUUCCGAGGCUCCGACUGCUCCUUGAAUGCUGAUAAUAACUACUAUCAGUGUGGAAGUGGCGACAGCUACAUGCAAGUUGUCUUCGAAUCAAUGGAUGUUGACACUGAAACUCGGCGACUUGGCCCAAUCACCUACGUCAAUGAGCCAGGAACCCCGAAUGCUCACGUCGAUAUCGUCAACGGUGUUUUGGACGUUUCUUGCUGCGCUGGAUACGUUUGCCAGUUGCGAAUCUCUACUCAUCCUAUGAUCAUGUCCUGUGGAAAGACCUACGAAGUUGGCUCCGCCGGAACUCUUGCCAAGCAUUUCAGACUUCAUUCUAACCGAGAAGAGGCUAGUUGCAAGACUCUUUUGAAGAUCUACACUAUGCGACAGAACCGACAGGAUGUCCUUCUUGAUGGCAACCUUGUCCUCCCCACCAACGGUUUCUUCGAAGCUGACGGAAGUGUUGGAUACAAUGUCGCCACUGCUGAUCACAUUCCAACUAUCGACGAUCCAGUUGGAACCAAUUUCUUUGACCGAUCUUCUCAAAUCCUCUACAUUGUCCAUGGUGGUUCUUCCGUCAUUGACGUCGUUGUUGCAAAAUCACUCAUUGUCGAGUUCCAGUCAACUGCAGUUGAGCUCACCAACGACGAGCUUUACGAUUCACCAAACUUGAUCAACUACCUUGCUGCUCUCCUCGGCAUCGAUCAGAGCCAGAUCAAGGUCGUCGAUGUUGUUCGAGAGGGCGGUCGAAGACGAAGAUCCGAAGACAACCGAGAAUUCACUGGUGCUCGUUACAGACGACAGGCGAGUGGAGUCACCCUUGUUCUGGAAAUCUUGCCCGAACAAGCCGAUCUCACCACUGAUUACAAUGAGCAAUCUUACGAAACAGCAACAGGUGAGAAGAAAAUUGAAGUCAUUGAAGAGAUGGCUUCGACGAUUGUCAAGACUGUCAUCAACAAUGAAGUCGACCCAUCACUCCAACUCCAGCAAUACGUCGCCACUACUGAAAUCGUCGAGCCAAGCAAACCAGCUUGCUUUGACGGCGCUGACGACUUGUCCAACUUCGACGAUCCUCUCUUCGUUGCUGGAGAUACUUGCUCUCUCGCCGCCCAGCUUGAUGUUGAACCAGAUCAGCUGGAAACUGUUAUCGACGUUUCUAAGCUCCAGACUUAUGAGGAAAGCCAGGAAGACGAAAUUCUCGCUCUCGAAGAAGGAGAGUCCGAAACCGCUUACCGACCACCUACUCAGUGGAGCCAGAGACUCUUUGUCGCUUCUGGAACUGUCAAUGAAAUUCUCGCUCCCCCACCAACUUUCGAACUUCUCGAUGCUGUCAACGAAGUCUGCGAGACAAUUCAGUACCUCGCCCAAGUUAGCAUCAAGUCAUCCUCGAACCCAGCUCAGGCUUUCGGAACAGGAUCGGUUACCGUCGUGGAAUCGAAUGAAAACAACCAGUUUGUCUUCGACGAACUUCACUUUGAUGCUGAUGGAGAUGUCGAGCUUGAAUUCAGCCUUAUCGAGCCAUCUUCUUCCGGUCUUGCCAGCUACACCGCUCCAGUUGUUACAAUCGAGGCCAAAUCCGGCCAGAUCUGUCAGAAUGCUUCUUGCACUGAGCAAGCAUGCAACUUCUCUCCAGAAAAGAUCGAGUGCAUUGACACCAACUUUGGAACUUCCACGACCAUCCUCCUUGAAACGCUCCAGAACAUGACUUCAACUGAGCUUGGAGAGAUCAAAUGGCUCGUGAUCAACCAAAACGACGGAAUCAACGAGGACGAUCUUGUCGGAAUCAUGGCUCUUCUCGUCAAUCUCGAGCGACUUUCGCUCAAUUCCAACAACAUGUGGCAAUUGAACGCUGAUACUUUCAACGUCCACACCAAGCUCAAGUCCAUCUCGCUGCACAACAACAACUUCCUCUGCCUCAACGGAGCGCUUGAUACUCUCAUCGACUUGAACAUCCUCCAGCGACUCCGACUCACUGGCAACACAGAAAUCAUGAACAACCAUGCCGGCGAGUACAGAUACAGAGGAAACGCAGAGCUUCAAGAGUUCAGAGCUAUUGCUAGCAACCUUGAAUGUGUCUAA